AUGCUAAAGAAAUUUCGACGGAGCAGCAGAAUCAAACCUCAGCCUCAGCAAGAUAACACAGGCCAUGUACUCACGACGGAUGCACAGAGUACACCAAGGACAGGCUUCUUCAGUCUUCCGGCCGAGCUGCGAAACGACAUCUAUGAACUGGCAGCACGCGAGACCGACUUGUGUCUGUUGGAGCAUCGAAAAGGUCUUGUGGGCAACAAAAAGCCCUCCUCGUCUUCCCUCUCGAUCCCAGGCUUGUUGUUGUCCUCAAGACAAGUCCGAACUGAAUACCUCCCCAUCUUGAUACGCGGUGCAAAGAUCAAUGUCAAAGUCCUGGACUUCGACUUCUCUCAGCUGCUGAGAGCUAUCAAAGGCUUGGAAAACGCGGCACGAGAGGCUAUUCAAUCAAACAAGAAUCUCACGAUUACUCUACGGAUGAAGAAAUGUGGAGCAAACGUCGCUUCCGGAUUGAGAGCGUGGUGCGUGGGCUGUAAUCCAUCAGCUCGUAUUCCUUGGGAUUAUCAACUCGACAAGAGCAAUAUGGAGGACAUUCGAGAAGGGCAAGCAGGGGCUGUGAAAUGGUACGUGGUGCGAGCCAGUGUGCUCUUUGAACAGGAGAGGGACAACGACGUUCGAAGGGAGCUCACGAAGAUCUUGGAAGCGUUGCAUCUUGCGUUGGAGGAGGAGAUGAGCAUUGGUCCUAGGAGCGACUCUGUUCUGAUGACGUCGAGCUGGAGGCCUGGAAUGUAUUUAUAA
Messenger RNA from Zasmidium cellare ATCC 36951, 744 nucleotides. RefSeq lists its product as uncharacterized. The record is from RefSeq and is a predicted model, not a curated record. Lineage: Eukaryota; Fungi; Ascomycota; Dothideomycetes; Mycosphaerellales; Mycosphaerellaceae. Bases 1 to 744 code for a protein of 247 amino acids. The transcript has a single exon.